UUAUGCUGGGUGGUACUAACAAUGCUCAGAAAAAUGUACGGUUUGGCUAUUUCUUAUUGUAGCUGAGUAAGCUGUGAUUUACAUCGAAAAUAAGUCUCUCUGGGGAGAGAGAGAAGGAGACCACUGCCUCUAAAAUGAGUCUCUCUGGUGAGAGAGAGGAGGAGACCACUGCCUCUAAAAUUAGUCUCUCUGGGGAGAGAGAGGAGGAGACCACUGCCUCUAAAAUGAGGAUCUCUGGGGAGAGAGAGGAGGGGACCAUUGCCUCUAAAAUGAGUCUCUCUGGGGAGAGAGAGGAGGGGACCGCUGCCUCUAAAAUGAGUCUCUCUGGGGAGAGAGAGGAGGAGACCACUGCCUCUAAAAUGAGUCUCUCUGGGGAGAGAGAGGAGAAGACCACUGCGUCUAAAAUGAGUCUCUCUGGGGAGAGAGAGGAGGAGACCACUGCCUCAAAAAUGAGUCUCUCUGGGGAGAGAGAGGAGGAGACCACUGCCUCUAAAAUGAGUCUCUCUGGGGGGAGAGAGGAUACCACUGCCUCUAAAAUGAGUCUCUCUGGGGAGAGAGAGGAGGAGACCACUGCCUCUGAAGUGAAUCAAGACACCAGUUCCGAGAGUGUCCAGAAGCCCAGAGCGGAGUCACCUACAACCAGCCUGCUAUCAAUGAAGAGUGAUCAGCCACCUGCUUUCAGCCAGGAACCAUUACCAGAUGACAAUAAGGAAGUGGAGAGUUUGGACAGUGAGGAUGCAUUAAAGAUCACACACAACCUUCUGGACAGAAGAAGUCAAACUCUGCUGACAGUCCAACAAGACAUUAAGGCUAAACUGAAACACAAGUAUCAACACAUAUCUGAAGGAAUUGGACACCAUGGAAACCAAAGUCUGUUCAAGGACAUCUACACAGAGCUCUACAUCACAGAGGGUGGAAGUGGAGGGCUCAAUAAUGAACAUGAGGUUAGACAGAUAGAGAUGGCAUCCAAGAAACAAACCACACAAGAGACACCAAUCAAAUGCAAUGACAUCUUCAAGCCUUUACCUGGACAAGACAAACCUAUCAGAACUGUGCUGACCAAAGGAAUCGCUGGCAUUGGAAAAACAGUCUCUGUGCAGAAAGUCAUCCUUGACUGGGCAGAGGGAAAAGCAAAUCAGGACGUUCAUUUCAUGUUUCCUCUUCCUUUCCGUGAUCUGAACCUGAAAAAGGACCAAUACAGUCUGAUGCAACUUCUUUCCUAUUACUUCCCAGAGCUGAAAGAGAUUGACAGCAUUGAAGAUGGUGAAACCAAAACUGUUUUCAUUUUUGAUGGUCUGGAUGAGUGUCGACUUCCUCUAGACUUCAAAAACAAUGAGAAGUGCUGUGAUGUCGCGAAGCCAACCUCAGUGGACAUGCUGCUGACAAACCUCAUUGAGGGGAAUCUGCUUCCCUCUGCUCUCCUCUGGAUAACCACACGGCCUGCAGCAGCCAAUCAGAUCCCUCCUGAGUGUGUUGACCAGGUGACAGAGGUACGAGGUUUCAAUGAUCCACAGAAGGAGGAGUAUUUCAGGAAGAAAGUCACAGAUCAGAAUCUGGCCAAAGGAAUCAUCAAACACAUGAAGACAUCAAGGAGCCUCCACAUCAUGUGCCACAUGCCAGUCUUCUGUUGGAUAUCAGCCACUGUCCUUGAGAUGAUACUGAAAGUGGCAGAGAAAUAUGAAGUCCCCAAAACUCUGACCCAGAUGUACUCACACUUCAUGCUCAUCCAAAUCAUUGUGAAGAACAAGAAGUACAACAAAGCCACAGAGACAAACCCAAAGGAACUGUCUCAGUCAGACAAAGAGAUGAUCCUGAAACUGGCAAAGCUGGCUUUCCAACAGCUGCAGAAGGGCAACCUGAUGUUCUAUGAGGAGGACCUGAGAGAGUGUGGCCUUGAUGUCACAGAGGCAUCAGAGUACUCAGCAUUGUGUACAGAGAUCUUUAAAGAAGAAUCUGGGCUGUACCAAGACAAGGUCUACAGCUUUCUGCAUCUGAGCAUUCAGGAGUUUCUAGCAGCAGUGCAUGCUUUAGAAUCAUGUCUGGACAAGAAGGAAAAUGUUUUCUCCCCCACUAGUGAUGAUGAAGAGAAGGAGUCAAUCCAGUUGUCUGACUUACACAGGAGCGCAGUGGACCAGGCCUUGAAGAGUGAGAAUGGACACCUGGACCUGUUCCUCCGCUUCCUUCUGGGUCUCUCACUGGCGUCCAAUCAGAAUCUGUUAAGAGGCCUUCUGACACAGACAGGAAGUACAACACAGACCAAUGAGGAAACAGUCGAGAGGACAGUCAGGUACCUUUCAGACAAGAUCAACCAGGAAUCCUCACCAGAAAGGAUCAUCAACUUGUUCCACUGUCUGAAUGAACUUGGUGCCAACUCUCUAGUUGAAAACAUGCAGACCUCCCUGCGAUCAGGAACUCUUUCAGAAACAGAGCUAAAACCUGACCAAUGUUCAGCCCUGGCCUACCUGUUACUGAUGUCAGAGGAGGUGCUGGAGGAGUUUGACCUGAAGACAUACAACACAACAGAGAAAGGUUAUCAGAGGUUGCUUCCGGUAGUGAAAACCUGCAAGAGAGCACUACUAACUGGCUGUAAACUGGCAUAUAAAUUCUGUGAGACUCUGGCCUCAGCUCUGCAGACACCAAACUCCCCCCUGAGAGAACUGGACCUCAGCAACAAUGACCUGGAAGACCGAGGAGUGGAGCUGCUCUGUGUUGGACUAACCAGUCCACUCUGCAACAUACAGACACUAGUACUAGCUGGCUGUAAACUCACAUAUAAAUCCUGUGAGACUCUGACCUCAGCUCUGCAGACACCAAACUCCCCCCUGAGAGAACUGGACCUCAGCUACAAUGACCUGGGAGACAGAGGAGUGGAGCUGCUCUGUGUUGGACUAACCAGUCCACUCUGCAACAUACAGACACUAGUGUGA
Messenger RNA from Salvelinus fontinalis (brook trout), 2927 nucleotides. Its product is annotated as NLR family CARD domain-containing protein 3-like. The record is from RefSeq and is a predicted model, not a curated record. Gene Ontology annotation, molecular function: protein binding. NCBI's taxonomy places the organism in Eukaryota, Metazoa, Chordata, Actinopteri, Salmoniformes, Salmonidae. The transcript is spliced from 5 exons. Bases 135 to 2927 code for a protein of 930 amino acids.